AUGAUGGACACGGUGCUGAACCUGGGUCUCAACGACCAGACGGUGGCGGCCUUGGCCGAGCGGUCUGGGGACCGGCGCUUUGCCUACGACAGCUACCGACGCUUCGUGCAGAUGUACUCGGAUGUGGUGCUGGGCAUCGAGCUCAGCCACUUCGAGAAGCUCCUGGAGCGCGCGAAGCAGCGCCGGGGCGUGAAGCAGGACCACGAGCUGCUGGCGGAAGAUUUGGAGAACCUGGUGAUGGACUACAAAGCCCGAGUGCAUGUGGAGAUCGGCAUGGACUUCCCCGAGGGCCCUCACGAGCAGCUCUGGGGCGCCAUCGGAGCCGUUUUCAAUUCUUGGAUGAACCAACGUGCUAAGACCUACCGGCAGCUGCACGACAUCCCGGAGGCUUGGGGCACUGCGGUGAACGUGCAGGCAAUGGUCUUCGGGAACAUGGGCAGCGACUGUGCCACCGGCGUUGCCUUUACCCGCAACCCCUCCAACGGCACCAACGACUUCUACGGCGAGUUCCUGGUGAAUGCCCAAGGCGAAGAUGUGGUGGCUGGCAUCCGGACCCCACAGGAGCUGACCAUCAAGGCCCGCAAGUCUCAUGGAUCCGACUUGCCAAGCCUGGAAGAAGUGAUGCCCAACAUCUUCCGCGAGCUUUGCACCGUGCGCCAGCAACUGGAGACUCACUACAAAGACAUCGCAGGACAUUGA
Messenger RNA from Effrenium voratum, 699 nucleotides. NCBI's taxonomy places the organism in Eukaryota, Dinophyceae, Suessiales, Symbiodiniaceae. The record is from the annotation of a GenBank genome assembly.